CCAAUAAGAAGAAGAAGGCGCGAUUUCCCGCCCACCGCGCUCUUUGAUUGGUCGGUUCCUCCAGGAGCAGCUGGGAACAUGGUGUAGCAGAUCUGGCAGUCCUGUUUUACAUACAGAGAUGAAGAAAGAACAAGUGUUCAACUGCCAGUUUUCUUCCUGGUAUCCUCAUUUCAAGAGCCAGACCAUCCGCAGUAUCAUUCUUCCAAUACCACAGAAUGUAAAAGAUUACUUGCUAGAUGAUGGAACUCUGGUAGUUUCCGGCAGAGAAGAUCCCCAAACAAUAUCCCAAGAAGACGAUGGAGAUGAUGAUGAGACAGAAGAAACUGUGUGGUCUGAUGAUGAAAAUACUGCAACACUUACAGCACCAGAAUUUCCUGAAUUUGCCCUUAAAGUUGAAGAGGCAAUCCAUUCCCUCGGAGGCAGUGUUUUUCCAAAGCUUAACUGGAGUGCUCCAAGGGAUGCCUACUGGAUAGCUAUGAACAGUACGCUGAAAUGCAACAGCCUCAGUGAUAUUUUCCUACUUUUCAAGAGUUCGGACUUCAUUACUCGCGAUUUCACUCAACCGUUUAUCCAUUGCAACGAUGAUUCCCCUGACCCUUGUUUGAGUUAUGAACUUGUCCUCCGAAAAUGGUGUGAAUUGAUUCCUGGGGCAGAGUUCAGGUGCUUUGUGAAGGAAAACAAACUUAUUGGUAUAUCUCAACGAGACUACACUCAGUACUAUGAACAUAUCUCUAAACAGAAAGAAGAGAUCUGUAGAUGUAUACAGGAGUUUUUCAAGAAACACAUCCAGUAUAAAUUUUUGGAUGAAGAUUUUGUAUUUGAUGUCUACAGGGACAGUAUGGGCAGAGUGUGGCUAAUUGAUUUUAAUCCAUUUGGUGAAGUAACUGAUUCUUUGCUGUUUACAUGGGAAGAAAUAAGGUCUGGAAAUAGUUUGAAAGAGGACCAGAGUGAAGGUGCGGCAAUGGAAGAGGACUGUCCAUCAUUCCGUUGCACAAACAGCAACCUCACUGUCCAGCCGAGUCCGUAUCUGAGCUACAGAUUGCCCAAGGAUUUUGUAGACCUUUCCACAGGAGAAGAUGUUCACAAAUUAAUUGACUUGCUUAAACUGAAAAGAAAUCAACAAGACGAUGAGGAACCAUGAAGAGUAGGAUAAAAUGGAAAGCAGAAAUAAGGCUGCCGAAAGAUAGCAUUUAAUUGUGCCAGUUCUGAGAAAGAGCUGCCUUUUGUCACAGAAGAAAGGCAGUGUUAACAUUGCAUGAUCUUUUAAUGGAAUAAAGAUGUUUUCACCUAA
Messenger RNA from Python bivittatus (Burmese python), 1291 nucleotides. It is a transcript of the gene CDC123, whose product is annotated as cell division cycle 123. NCBI's taxonomy places the organism in Eukaryota, Metazoa, Chordata, Lepidosauria, Squamata, Pythonidae. The record is from RefSeq and is a predicted model, not a curated record. Gene Ontology annotation, cellular component: cytoplasm.